Messenger RNA from Triplophysa dalaica, 705 nucleotides. Its product is annotated as legumain-like. NCBI's taxonomy places the organism in Eukaryota, Metazoa, Chordata, Actinopteri, Cypriniformes, Nemacheilidae. Bases 97 to 705 code for a protein of 202 amino acids. Gene Ontology annotation, biological process: vacuolar protein processing. The record is from RefSeq and is a predicted model, not a curated record. Gene Ontology annotation, molecular function: cysteine-type endopeptidase activity. The transcript is spliced from 8 exons.
GACAGAGAUUAUCAGACUAAAACACCUGAAAACCACUGGACAGACUCACACCUGAUACUCAACGCAGAAAGCAAAAUUAUUUGAAAAAAUCAAGAAAUGUCUGGAAAAAAAUGGGUUCUCCUUGUCGCCGGCUCAAAGGGCUGGAAAAAUUACAAACAUCAGGCCAAUGUGUGCUGUCACUAUCAGUUGAUUAAGAGACAAGAAAUUCCUGAUGAUCAGAUUGUGACGAUGAUGUAUGAUGACAUCGCUGAUCAUCACAAUAACCACCACAAGCAACACAUUCUCAGUGUACUGGGUAAUGAAAACGUGUAUAAAGGAGUUCUGAAGGAUUACACUGGAAAGGAUGUGACCCCACAGAACUUCCUGAAUGUUCUUCAAGGGAAUGAGUGCACUAAUAAGAAAGUCAUAGACAGUUGUAAAGAUGACAACAUCUACAUCUACAUGACCGGUCUAGGGACGGAAAGCACGUUUGAAUUUCCUGAGGAGUCUCUUCAUGCCAGUGAAUUCAUUGCAGCAAUUCAGAACAUGACUGACAAGAAUAAAUUCUCCAAGAUGAUCAUAUUCGUGGACAGCAGUUAUUCUGCAAACUUGUUCAAAAACCAAUUGACUGACAAUGAGAAAGGCAAGUUAAGCUCUCUUAUAAGGCUCACGCUGGUUUUAUUUGAAAGUUCUGUGUCUAUAAUCCAUUUGUUUCAUCUGUUCUGA